Messenger RNA from Ficedula albicollis (Collared flycatcher), 1646 nucleotides. It is a transcript of the gene F2R, whose product is annotated as coagulation factor II thrombin receptor. Lineage: Eukaryota; Metazoa; Chordata; Aves; Passeriformes; Muscicapidae. The coding region runs from base 274 to 1455 and encodes 393 amino acids. The transcript is spliced from 3 exons. Gene Ontology annotation, molecular function: thrombin-activated receptor activity. The record is from RefSeq and is a predicted model, not a curated record. Gene Ontology annotation, biological process: positive regulation of blood coagulation; phospholipase C-activating G protein-coupled receptor signaling pathway; blood coagulation. Gene Ontology annotation, cellular component: membrane.
CUCUCGCCCGGCCCCAGCCUUCUGCGGGCUGCGCUCGCCAGCCGCGCGCUGCCCGCACGGACGGACGGGCGGACGGACGGACGGACGGACGCACUGCGGGGAGGAAGGCGCGGCCAUGCGGCCCCGGGCGCUGCUGUGCGCCCUGGUGCUGCUGUGCUGCCCGGCGGCCCGGCCAGCAACAUCGGUACCCUAACUGGUGAGCCCAUGGAUCCGUCCAGCUCAGAGCUUGUUAGACGGUGGAGAUGCUGAGGCUUCCCAAAUAACAGCAGCCUUAUGAUACCAGGCCCCAGAACUUUUUCCAUACGUUCUUCUCUCAGUUCAGAGGCUGAUCUUAUACCUAUUGAUGAUACUGAAAAUUACUUGGAAGUUGGAUCAGGAGACACCAAUCAGACUGGAUCAUUCCCACAUGGACAGCGAAUGAUGUCAGUUCAAACAGCAAGAUACCUCACUAGUCCAUGGCUGACUCGUUUUGUUCCUUCAGUUUACACCCUAGUGCUUGUGCUGAGUCUCCCUCUGAACAUUACAGCGAUACUUGUGUUUCUGAAAAAGAUGAAAAUUGAAAAGCCUGCUGUAAUAUACAUGCUGAAUUUGGCCCUUGCAGAUGUUCUCUUUGUAAGUGUGCUUCCAUUUAAGAUUGUUUAUCACUUUUCUGGAAAUGACUGGGUUUUUGGGCCUCACAUGUGCCGUUUCAUCACUGCUGCCUUCUUCUGCAACAUGUACUGCUCAAUAAUGCUUAUGACCAGCAUAAGCUUUGAUCGCUUCUUAGCAGUGGUGUACCCCAUGCAGUCCCUGGGGUGGCGUACCCUGCCUCGUGCCUCACUGAUCUGCUUCAUCGUAUGGCUUGUAGCAAUAGCUGGGGUUAUACCUUUUCUCCUGCGAGAGCAAACAAUGGAAAUACCCAGGUUAAACAUCACUACCUGCCACGAUGUGCUGGGAGAAUCCGAACUUCAUGGCUAUUACGUCCACUUCUUCUCUGUUUUCUCUUCUGUGUUUUUCAUUGUGCCACUUAUAAUUUCUACUGUCUGUUAUGUGUGUAUCAUUCGCUGUCUUAGUUCUUCCACCAUUGUUGCAAAGCAAAACAAGAAGACACGUGCCUUGCUCUUGUGUGUGGCUGUUUUUUCUGUUUUCAUUAUUUGCUUUGGACCAACAAAUGUUCUUCUCUUAAUUCAUUAUAUUCAUUUUUCAUUUGACAACAGCUUAGAGUAUCUCUACUUCGCAUAUCUACUGUGUGUUUCUAUCAGCAGCAUUAGCUGCUGCAUUGACCCCUUUAUUUACUACUAUGCUUCUUCUCAGUAUCAGAGACAAUUUUUCAGUCUCUUCAAUUGUAAAAAGACUUUUGAUCCUAACAGUAGUAACAGCAGUGGCCAGUUGAUGUCUACCACUAGUAGUAGAAGGGCUACAUUGACUACUAACGUGAAUAACAGUAUCUACAGGAAAUUACUAGCAAUGCACUGAGAUAACAUGUCUUAUAUUGUUUAAUUUUUGCACAGUUGAAAACAAAAAGAAGCCUGUUAUAUCCAAGAAAUGCAAAAUCUUAAACCAAGUUGUUGUAUGAUACAUGGCUUUGUGGAUUCAAUAUAGUAAUACACAAUUCAAAUUAAAACUCUGUGUGUGUGUGCGUAGAUAUAUAUAAAUAUGUAUAGUAU